CUGCCACUCUCGCAAUCGCUCUCAGGCACUGAGAAGUAGAAACGACAGAAACCCGUACAUCCACCUCCGACGUCUUCUUCUCAACACAAUUUUUCCUCAGCAAGAGAAAUUGAAAGAAAUCAGAAACAACAUGUAGAAGGUUUUCACAGUGGCUGAAGACAUAAAGGUUAAGAUUCAGUUGGAGAAGUAGAGAAACAAAAGAGGAAGAGCUGCUGGAGGAAGAACCCGACAGCCUUCUGCUGUUUAUUUCCUUUUCUCUGCCACUGGAUCCAACUUUCUUUGUUUUUUUACAAUUAUGAGCCGAAUUUAUAAGCUAAAGACUGUGAGUUCCCGAACAUCAGCGUCUGCAACUGAGGGGAAGCCUGGAGCUCAAUUGCUCAGUUUGAAGAUAAGACAACAAGAACACCAUGCACAGAUGCACGACUCAGAAGCACAGCAGCAACAAGGUCAACUGCGUAGUCAGAUGUUCAGGAUACAGCUUGAAAACCAAAAGCUGGAAAUGAAACUAAAUCAACUCUGCAGUCAGGAGACUCGCGAAGAAGCAGCAGCCAAUCAACCUGUACAGAAACAGCUUAGACCAUUUCAAUUAAAGGAGCAGAAUUGCAACAGGACACCACAAUUGAUACAGUUUCACCAAAAGAUACAACAAGACCAUGAGCCAGACAACCAGAUGGCACAGCCAAAGGAUGAAGAAAUAUGUAAAACACAGAAAAGUGUACAGCCCUUACAACAGCAUGAUGACAGCCAGAGAACCCAGUCAAAACUGCACCAAUUAAACCAGUCAAAUUUUUGCACAUCCUUUACCAUCAAUCCUAAAUCUAGUCACUCUCCUGAGAAUCAUCCAAAGAACCCGGGCAGGAGUCUCACUGUUCCUCCUCCAUCAGCCUCUCCUUCUAUCUCUCCCUCCCAAUCCCCCUCUCUCCCUCUUUUCUCUCUCAGGAAUUCAGCAGCAGGGCUGAGCAAGAGGGGAAAGACCAUCACCAUUAACCCCAGGACAUUAGGCACAGGAAUGUCUUCACUACCCUCUCCGGGGGUGACAGGAUUACCUCCUUCAGCACCUAGUCCCACCCCCCAUGUUACAGAGGAGAAGGGAAAGAAGAGAUAUCCCACUGUGGAAGAGAUAGAGGUUAUUGGCGGUUAUCAGAUCCUGGAGAAGUCAUGCUUGGCCAAAGGUAGUCAGAAAACAGUGAAGGUGUCUUUUGAUGAGGUACAACUGGAGCAACUGUUUGAGUACCCACCUGAAAGCUCUCUGCUAGCCUCCUUCCUCUCUCCCCCUCGGCCAGGCAAUGAGACAGAGGAGAGAAAAGAGGAUGAGGAGGAUGAAGAUGAUGAGGAAGAGAAAGAAGUAUUUUUAUUGAGGAGCAGCAGAACUGUCACGCCCAAGUUUCACUUGCUAAAAUUUUCUUUAUAGACAUCUAUAGCCCUUUUCUGUAUGUUCAUGACUGCAUACAAAAAUUCAGUCCCCAUUCCCUUAAUUAUUGCAAUAGAUACGGCGCCCAAUGCAGCAUUAGAAAACGGACCAGAGGAGUCCAGUUGGUCCAGUUCAUGGAGCAAAAAAACUACUUGUUUUCCGCAUAGAAUGGCUGAGUGAAUUUCCAUGGCUGAAGAAACAAUAAAUAAAUUAACGAAAUGUACUAUGUGUAUUGUACUCAGUGUGGAAUAGCCAGCGCUGGUUAUACAAAAUCUGCAACAGCCUCAGCUAACUUUAAACAAGAAGCUGCUGAGUUGCAUAAUGACAACAUCAAGCAUAGACAGUGAGACAAAUGCAUGACGCGAGAAGCAGCUCCCUCGCCGCGGGCUUUCAAGUCCCGUCCACCGUAAAAAAAAAAAGACUGGACCUAGUCAAUGAUUUUGCCCAUAGAGGUAAAGUUUAAAAAUGAUAUCUUCCUAUGAGCAAACGAUUACACAACUCAUUUUGCAAACAAUAUGUUUUGCAUAUCAGUUUUUUGUAGAAAAUUAUAUUUUACAUUUUCAUUCCCGGGCCUGGAUAUUUGUUUUUAUUUUUGUAAGACAGAAACCUAGAAGCUAGCUAUGCAUGUCUAUUUAAAAAAAAAAAAACUUAAUUAUGCAUUUUUAUUUUUCCAAAAGAGAGUUAUGUUUUCUGUUAUAUGUUCUCUGCUCUCAUUUUCAUAUUGUCAUGCAAUAGUAAGUUCCGGGGGGCAUUUUGAAAUAUGCUUUUAUUAGAAUGUUUUAAUGUUCUUUAUUGCAUUUUAUUACAUUUUGCACUCAAAUGCGCUCCAUUCAUUUGAAUAUUAAACACCAUUGCGCCCCAUUUAACUCUAAGUCUUUCUCCUUUCAUCUCAUUUUAAAUAGCCACGUCUGACAAUAAAUGCAAAUUUCAACAUUU
This is a messenger RNA of Conger conger (European conger), 2347 nucleotides long. Its product is annotated as phostensin-like. Gene Ontology annotation, molecular function: phosphatase binding. The coding region runs from base 296 to 1411 and encodes 371 amino acids. The transcript has 2 exons. The record is from RefSeq and is a predicted model, not a curated record. Lineage: Eukaryota; Metazoa; Chordata; Actinopteri; Anguilliformes; Congridae.